AUGGAGCCGGGGUCAUGGACUGAUCAUGGCGCGAUUGGCCUGCCCGCCAACACCGCCUACAACCGGAUCGACCCAAAUUGGAUUACCAUUGAGGGCAAGCACCCGCUGAAGAUCAGCUCUGUAAUUCCGCACCCGCUGGCUUACAAUGCCAGGCUAAAUCACCGCGAGGAGGCCUCGUUCAUGGUUCAGCACCGAAAUUACUACAAUGUCCUGUUUAGUGGCGGUAUUGCUAGCUCGUACACGGCGAAUUACCCAGCUGCAGGUGAGGAAUACCGGAUCCAUAUGUGCCACUCGACAAGUGGAACCGGGGCGUUUGUUGACAAGGCUAGUACGUUGUGCCUGAAAUCUGGCGGCACUAUUUUAUUGGCGAGCCAUGAACAGGUUUACGCCCCCGGUGGACAGGAAGUGGCGGGUAUUAUCAAUGAUAAGGACCUCGGUCUUAUCCUGUACUACUAG
Penicillium canariense is the source of this 456-nucleotide messenger RNA. RefSeq lists its product as uncharacterized. The record is from RefSeq and is a predicted model, not a curated record. The coding region runs from base 1 to 456 and encodes 151 amino acids. Lineage: Eukaryota; Fungi; Ascomycota; Eurotiomycetes; Eurotiales; Aspergillaceae. The transcript has 4 exons.